UUGUUAUUGUUUGCGGUCAAAAAAGAAAUAUCUUCAGGAGUUUAACAUUAAACUCAAUGGACAUAAUAGCGCUUCUGCUGUUUGUGAGUGGUCUGUGUGUGAGGGCUCUGACUUCAACAGAGGACAGCUGUGGACAGCGGACCCUGGUCGCCCCCCCUGGUGCGUCUCGUAUAGUGGGGGGCUGGGAGGCUUCUGAGGGGGCUUGGCCCUGGCAGGUCAGCAUCCAGAUCCAGUCCAGGCAUCACUGCGGGGGGACGAUCCUCAACAGCCUCUGGGUGCUCACUGCCACACACUGCUUCUACAAAUUCCUAAGGAUCAGAAGGAGUCAUUUCCGUGUGGUGGCAGGACUUCAUGUGUUGUCCGCUCCAGGAGAUCAAACCCAGAUCCGCUCCAUCAGUGAAGUGAAAAUGCACGAGGACUACAAUGGCAGAGCGCAUGACAACGAUGUGACACUCUUGCGCCUCAGCUCUCCCUUCAACUUCACUGACUACAUCCAGCCGGUCUGCACUCCUCAUAAUGAUACUCACGAGUUCAUCCUUAACUUCAGCCACUGUUUCAUCAGCGGCUGGGGGAGCGCCCAUUACAAAGGCAGGAUGAUGAACAGACUGCAGGAAGUUGAGGUGGAGCUCAUUGACAGGAGAACAUGCAACCUGAUCACCUGGUACGACGGCCUCAUCACUGAAAACAUGAUCUGUGCUGGACUGGAGAGCGGGGAAGCUGAUUCCUGUCAGGGUGACAGCGGCGGCCCCCUGCAGUGUUACAGCGAGGACGAGGACAGGUUUUAUGUGGUCGGGGUGACGAGCUUCGGGCACAAGUGCGGACUUCCUCACAGGCCGGGUGUGUACGCCAGAACCAGCAGGUUUGCAGGUUGGCUGAAGACGAGUCAGACAGCAUCAGCUGCACACAGACUUCACACGAGACUGAUCUCAGCUCUGCUCAGCGCUGCGCUCGUGCUGCUCUGAAACAUCCAGUCAGCAUAAACAUCACUGCUACAUACAUCCGACUGUUUACAUGUUUUUGCCAUCUGGAUUGGUGAUGAGAUGUUCCACUUACUCAUCGUGAAUGUUUUUAGUUUUAACAUCUUUAACGGGUCAGGGUGAUGAGUGCAUCUACGAGAACGUGUCCAUGUGACGGGCUCCAACAUGGAAACUGUAUUUUCUGCCAAAGUUAGAACAUCUUUUGUUGUUUCACAAGAGAUUUAAAUCUCUCAGGCUGGUGUUUAUCCUUUAGUUAAUCAGGAAGACUCAUCUUCUGGGUUUUGAGAGCAUCAAAUUCCAUCUAUUAACAAUUUAUUAACAUUUACAACAGCAGACUGCAUGAAUUAAAAAGAUUCAAUGUAUUAUUGGAUCACCAACAAUUGUAACUGCUUUAUUACAGAAACAACCUGGCAACUCCAGACUUAUGCAAAUAAAAUGGCAAGACUCUUUGAAACGCCAUCACAACUCCAUGAAACAAUGAAUGCCUGACAAAAAUACAUCAAAACAUGUCAAACACAGCAGCAUGGUUUGUGCAACGGUUAGCUCUGGUGUAAGAACAUAAGAUAAAACACGCAAAGCCACUAAUGCUUAGUGAUGAACCUGUCAGUUACACAAGAUACAUGUUUAGUAUUGUUAAAUAACCUUUUCCAUUAUUUGACAUUAUAUGAGAAGUGCUCAUGAAAAUUAUAUUUAAUGUUUGUAGAUGUGGUCAAAAUUGAAAACUGGGCUUAGAUGUGUUCAGAUGCAGUAGUUAGACUGCCACCCGGUGGAAAGAAGAUGCU
Molecule: messenger RNA, 1759 nt
Organism: Cottoperca gobio
Lineage: Eukaryota; Metazoa; Chordata; Actinopteri; Perciformes; Bovichtidae
Product: acrosin
Exons: 5
Coding region: 57-962 (301 amino acids)
Biological process (GO): proteolysis
Molecular function (GO): serine-type endopeptidase activity
Source: RefSeq, a predicted model, not a curated record